AUGCCCGGUAGAAGGACACACAAGAGAAGUAAUCAUCCUGCCGAUUUUGCGGCGCCUCCACUUAACACUAUAUCGACUGGAUAUCCGUUUCAUGUCUCGCAGUUGCAACAAAUGCUUUACCCGGGCGCGGCUCAAAACGGGAUGUUUCAGUAUGUUUCACAGACACCCCCGGUUCGAUAUGUUUUUACUCAAAGAAACUACUCAUCCGCCUUUGGGAAUGUGCCAGUAGAUCAUCCUCAAGGUAAUAGAACUACAUUCUCGAGCAGGAAUCAGAUGGACAGGAUGGGCCAUGAACGCAGUCGUGGGAUGAUGGUGAAUCAGAAUCCUUUUCAAGAACAAAAUUCUGUCCCAGUCACGGCCGUAGCAAACUCAAAGGUAUCUAUUUGUAAUGAGGAAGGUGUCUGGACAAAAAAAAAUCUCUACGCCAUGGUGAAAGCCUUUGUAGAUGAUCCCAAUGCAGAAGAAAUGUCAUUUCCUCCAACUUUGUCUGCUGCGGAACGUCAUAUGGUGCAUGAAAUUGCAUUAAAUUUUAAUUUGCACCAUCGCUCAGCGGGAUGCAAAUCCGAACGCGUCUUAACCUUAAAAAAAAUUGGAAGCAUCAAAAAUCAGGAAAAAGAUCGAGAAAAUGCGGCUUUUAAUGGUGAUCGUGUAAAAACGAUUGAUGGAUAUCAAGGUGCUCAAAGGCUUCCUGAUGAAUAUAUAAAAUCAAGGAUGAAUGAAAUCAGCUUGCUGUUGGGUCCCUUUUUAAGAAAGAUGUAUAGUCAAUUGAAGGCAACAGCUGCGAAACCUCUCAGAAAUCGCCAUUUGGUUGUUGUACAACCAGGAUUAAUGAAAGCUCCUCAGGGAAAUACCCAACAUCAGAGGUACCGGGAAUUACAGGAGUUUCGUAGAUCAUUACCUUCUUACAAGCGGAGAGAUGAAAUCAUUAAUGCUUUAAAACAAAACAAUGUCUUGAUUGUAAGUGGGGACACUGGAUGUGGUAAGACAACUCAAAUACCUCAAAUUUUGUACGAUUCUGAAGUCUUUCAAAAAGAUCUAGAAAUAAUUUGCACACAACCUCGCAGAAUCAGCGCACUUUCUGUUGCACAACGUGUUGCAGAAGAACGUGGUGAGACAUGUGGAAACAGCUGCGGUUAUAUUAUACGUUUUGAUAAUAUGACAAGUCCUAGUACAAAGAUUGUUUAUAUGACAACCGGUAUACUACUGCGUCGCUUGCACACUGAUCCACAGCUAAAUGGUGUUUCGUGUAUCAUUGUGGAUGAAGUACACGAAAGAGAUGUGGAGACGGAUUUUUGUCUGUUGCUGCUUCGUGACAGGCUAAUAGAACAACAAAGAAAUAAUCAACUAUACAAAAAUCAUGUGAAGGUGGUGGUGAUGUCUGCCACUGUACAGAUAGAGAAGGUAGCGUCGUAUUUUGUCUGCGUAUGUGGUGGAAGAGCUCCGCCUAUUAUUAGCAUCCCGGGAACGUUGUUUCCUGUAGAGGAAUGUUUUUUGGAAGAGGCCUUAAAAUGGACUCAUUUGCCACCUUCCGCGGUCCCUGCUAUCUCCAUGUUGGCUAAUGUUUCAGAAAAAAAAAGCAAAAACGGCAAUUCAGAGGAUAGGAAUGAUGGCUCUAUUUUUGAAAAGAUUAAGGCUACUGUUUUUGGGGAAACAGAUAAUGAUCCAGAGGUUUUGGUACCUUAUGAUCUUGUAUUUAAGCUGAUUUCUUAUAUUCAUGCCAGUUCCCAUGACUUAUCAGAAAGUAUAUUGAUAUUUCUUCCGGGAUGGGCUUCUAUAAGCCGAGUGAAUACUAUGAUUCAACGCUCUCCUAUUGCUCGUGAGUUGUCCGUUUUACAGCUUCACUCGAGCUUGACGGCAGCUGAGCAGCAAAGAGUUUUUUACCGACCUCCUAAGCGGUUUCGAAAAGUUGUACUUUCCACAAAUAUUGCAGAGGCAAGUGUAACUAUUGAUGAUAUUGUCUAUGUUAUUGAUAGUUGUCUGACAAAAGGUACAUCUUACGAUGCCCGUGGAAAUACCUCAGUUCUUAAGGCAACAUUUAUCAGUAAAGCAAAUGGUAUGCAGCGUCGAGGUAGAGCUGGUCGUUGCAGAGCAGGUGUGUGCGUUCAUCUUCUUCCUAGGUCUGCAUAUGAAAAACUUCCUGAAUUUCUUUUACCGGAAAUUAUGAGAUCUCCACUGGAGGACGUCUGUUUACAAGUAAAAGCCUUGAAACCAGAUGAGGUUUGUGCAAAAGUGUUGAGCCGUGCUAUGGAUCCUCCACCAGCAGAUUCUACAGAACAUGCGGUUAGGUUUUUAAAGGAUAUGGGUGCCUUUACUUCUGAAAAAGAGCAAAUGACAAAUCUUGGUCGAGCCCUCUCAAAACUUCCUAUUCAUCCUCUUUUGGGUAAAAUGCUUUUGGCUGCGGCAUGUCUGGGAGUAUUGGAGCCUGUUGUAACAAUUGCAGCAUAUCUUUCCGGAAAAUCACCAUUUAUUAAACCCUUACCGCAUCAGAAGAACGCCAUGCGAAAUGCGGUGCAAUCCAUUGACAAUGGCCUACUAUCAGAUCAUCUCAGUGUUAUGAAGUUAUUUGAUGAAUGGAAGAAAAGCAAUUGUAGUGCUGAUUACGCGAUGCAAAAUUUUGCAGAUCAGACUGUAUUACGUUCGAUGGAUCGCAUCCGGAAACAGUUGUUACGUCUUGUGAAAGACUCUUCAUUAUUAAGAAAGGUUGAAGACCCUAUGCGAAUGGCUUCUCGACACUCGAGUAACUUGGGGCUAGUUCGGCUGGUGGCUCUUUGGUCUCUUUACCCUCGUAUUGCGUCAGUGGAGUAUCGAGCGAAUCGUAGCAGGAAAAGGCCAGAAAUUUUUUGUUGGGAUAAUAAAGUUGCCCAAUGUGCAAUGGGGUCUGCGCUGGCAUUUAAAAAUCGAGACGAUUUUCGUGACAGGGCCUUUGUUUUUUAUCAUGAACGGAUGUAUCUUGAGGCAAAUUUAACGGUUUUUGAUGCCAGCGCUGUGACACCUGUGGAGGUAGCCUUGUGUCUUCGUGAGUUUGCGCUUCGGCCUUUGACUGAUGUUCCUCCAGCAUUUCUCACUGAUGAUGAAAGCAAAAUGGCACCUGCAUUUCCAUUUGUUUUGGAGAGAGAAGAAGAGGCAAAGGAUCUUGCGGUAUUAUUUUUUGAUGGUGAUAAGAAACUGUACGUGACAUCCCUACCAGUUGGCUUGCUAUUGCGUGAUGUUAGAGAAUGUAUGGACUAUUAUCUUGCCCUGUCUAUAAAGGAAGUUAGAGCUGAUCUUUUUCCCGAGGAUUUGAUACGUGUUUUGGCGUACGUUGUUGGAUAUCCUUUUAGUGACGAGGUGAGCGCAAUUGACAAUAACACAAGUGAUAAGCCCGUUGUUACAUAUGGGGAAGAAGAAUCAUUAGAACCGACAACAAUUGAUUGCAGAAGCGCCCAAUUAAAUGAUAUUUCUGAUGAUGAAGAUGAUGCACCUGAAAUUUUUAUGGAGGAUUUUGAGGAUCUUCAGAUGACUGAGGAGGAAAUUCAGAGAGCGAUUGAUGUAUUUGGGGAAUUGGCCAUUUUAAAUCGCCAAGGUGGUUUGCGUCUGCUGGGAGCGUUUGAAAAGGGAGUACAACUGCGACAGGUUGAAGCUGAUUUAAGUAGAGGGCCAGAAGGUGAUUUUUUUUCAGAGGAAAGGGAACAGAAGCUGAGGAAUGAAGAUGCUAAAAAAUCUGAUGAAUGUGAUGACGAGGAGGAUGAGGAUGACGACAUUAUCAUUGCCAAAGCAGGUGAAUUGGACAUAGAUGAUAACGAAUACUAA
This is a messenger RNA of Trypanosoma cruzi, 3789 nucleotides long. Its product is annotated as ATP-dependent DEAD/H RNA helicase, putative. Gene Ontology annotation, cellular component: nucleus; intracellular anatomical structure. The record is from RefSeq and is a predicted model, not a curated record. The transcript has a single exon. NCBI's taxonomy places the organism in Eukaryota, Euglenozoa, Kinetoplastea, Trypanosomatida, Trypanosomatidae. Bases 1 to 3789 code for a protein of 1262 amino acids. Gene Ontology annotation, molecular function: RNA binding; ATP binding.